AUGUACAAUACCGGUGAUACAGAGACAAUCAUCGACGAGCCAUCUGCCGAUUACAAGAGUCCGGAGAGACGCAAUUCGCAGCACACAAACACAGACUCCCAGGGAUUGGGGGUGAGCGAGAAGGAAGGCGCUGGCGCUAGCGACCAAGCACAGGACCCGCAGGAGGCGACGGAUAAAAGGGAAGACAGCACAGGAGCGUCAGAACCGAUUACGCCGAAAAGAUCCAGCAGCAAUGCUGUGAAUUUCAUCUUCGAAUGGGCAGCAGUAUUAAUAUGCGUCUCGUCUAUGCUCUUUACGCAGGUGGGAAUAGGUGCCUAUCUGGUAAUCACGAAGGAGUUCAUCGCCGCGACUUUCAACAUUGAGGGCAAUGCUGGACAGCAAUCGUGGAUUAUCGCGGCGCAUUCGCUGACGGUGGGUACGUUUGUGCUGCCCGCUGGCAGACUAGGAGAUAUGUUCGGUAACAAGAAAAUUCUCUGCAUCGGUUUCUUGUGGUACUCUAUCUGGUCGAUGGUAACGGGGCUGACGGUAUACACGCGCUCGAUCAUUUUUUUCGAUGUUUGCAGAGCAUUGCAGGGGAUAGCUCCCGCCUUGAUGCUCCCGAACGCGGCGGGGAUUAUCGGGCGCACGUAUCCACCUGGUGUGAAGAAGGCCAUCUCGUUUGCGCUUUUCGGAGCAUCUGCGCCGAAUGGAUUUGUAUUUGGAGCGUUAUUUAGUAGUCUUUUUGCUCAGAGUUCCGUCAAAGCACCUGUCAACGGGGCUGAGUGGGCUUGGUCGAACUUCGUCCUCGCGAUCGCUCUUGUGGUCAUGUUCUGUCUGGCGAUGUGGAUUAUCCCCGCAGAUGGUGACAGGAGCGAGCAGAAGGGGCUCGGUUUCGACUACUGGGGCACGCUGACCGCCGUAUCCGGACUGAUCCUCUUCAACUUCGCUUGGAAUCAGGCAGCCAUUGUGACGUGGAAUAAUGGGUAUGUGUGCGCACUACUUGUCGUCGGUGUACUCCUGCUCGGCGUGUUUGCAUGGGUGGAGAGUCGCGUAGCCCAGCCGCUGCUGCCGCUGUCGGUGUUCCGCAAUGUUCACAACAACCUCAUGCUCGGAUGUAUCGUCACCGGCUGGUCCACGUUCUCCAUCUGGCUCUUCUAUAGUAUCAGGUUUAUCCAGGAUCUGCGCAACGUCGGCACGCUGGAGACUGUCUCUCAAAUUGUGCCGUGUAGCGUAACAGGUUGUCUCGCCGCGUCCCUGUCUACCAUCCUCAUCCUCAAAGUGGGCGGGAGCUGGGUGAUGAUCGGAGCGCUUUUCGCUUUCCUUACUGCCAUCUGUCUCGUCGCUUUCCAGCCCGUCGAUCUCACUUACUGGGCAAUGCAGUUUGUUGCUUUCGUGAUAGCGCCUUUCGGGAUGGAUAUGAGCUUUCCAGCUGCAUCUAUCAUUAUUUCGGAUCACCUUCCCCGCGAGCAUCAAGGAUUGGCGGGGUCGCUGGUUAAUACACUCGUCAACUACUCUAUCGCAAUUGCGUUGGGUAUUGCGGCGACCGUUGAGAUGAAUGUUAAUAACGGCGGUAGAGAUACAGAGUCUGGGAUCAGAGGCGCACUUUAUCUCGGGGUGGGAUUGGCUGCAACGGGGGUCAUACUCGCGCUCACCAACAAAAUGAUAGAGGUGGUUGAAUCACGCAGAUCAGCAGAUCCCGAGAGCGCUCGUGAAGCUGGGAAAGCUUUAGAGUGA
This is a messenger RNA of Wallemia ichthyophaga EXF-994, 1713 nucleotides long. RefSeq names its product Drug resistance protein. The transcript has 2 exons. Gene Ontology annotation, molecular function: transmembrane transporter activity. The coding region runs from base 1 to 1713 and encodes 570 amino acids. NCBI's taxonomy places the organism in Eukaryota, Fungi, Basidiomycota, Wallemiomycetes, Wallemiales, Wallemiaceae. The record is from RefSeq and is a predicted model, not a curated record. Gene Ontology annotation, biological process: transmembrane transport. Gene Ontology annotation, cellular component: membrane.